Messenger RNA from Photinus pyralis (common eastern firefly), 2010 nucleotides. Its product is annotated as inactive pancreatic lipase-related protein 1-like. The transcript is spliced from 4 exons. Gene Ontology annotation, molecular function: triacylglycerol lipase activity. The coding region runs from base 18 to 1739 and encodes 573 amino acids. Lineage: Eukaryota; Metazoa; Arthropoda; Insecta; Coleoptera; Lampyridae. The record is from RefSeq and is a predicted model, not a curated record. Gene Ontology annotation, biological process: lipid metabolic process.
CAAACUGCUACACGAGAAUGAUUGCCAACGGAUCUGUAUUUAUGCAUACGUUGAUUUAUGUGAUGAAUCAAAGUGCGGUGCAACAGCAGGAGAGCGCAUAUAGUUAUUACUACACGGACAUAGAUAAAGGUAAGGGUAAAGGCCACUUCCGAGUCUUAAGUGUUUUAUACUGCAGCAAUGAACGCGAGCAAAUGUUUCGGAAGUUACGGCUGCUUCGAGCUGUCUCCGCCGUGGAUUUCGGAGCACCGUCCCAUCGCACUGUACCCCGAAGAUUUAAGCAAGGUAUACAAGAAGAGCCCGAAGAAGGUCGACUCAACCUCAAUUUUCAGAUAGAACCGAAUUAUCUCUACUACUCGCGCGUUAAUCCAACAGAGGCGGUGCACAUCGAUUUGGACGAUUUUGAUUUUGUGCUAAGUAACAAUAUCGACGCUCUCCUGCCGACGUACACAAUAGCCCACGGGUUUCUAGAGGGCGGCGGACAGACUUGGAUUAAAAGACUGGUGAAGGAACUGCUGAUAAGGGAGAACUGUAAUAUAAUUGUAAUCGACUGGCACGGCGGAUCCGACCCGCCUUACUCACAGGCGGUGGCUAACAUUCGAGUUGUCGGAACGAUUACGGCCCAUUUACUAGCCGACCUGGCACGACACACCGGCGAGCAACGGUUGAAACAUGUCCACUGCAUCGGUCACUCACUCGGCGCACAUCUCUCCGGCUACAUCGGAUAUGCGCUGGAGAAGGAUUUCAAUUUGAGAUUGGGUCGAAUAACUGGUUUGGAUCCGGCCGAACCUCACUUCGCACGCGCGCAGGCGCCGGUGCGAUUGGAUCACACCGCCGCCGAUUACGUCGACGUAAUACAUACGGACGCGUCCGCUUUUAUACGAGGCGGAUUCGGUAUAGUCGAAAAGAUCGGUCACGUCGAUUACUAUCCGAAUGGGGGAAGUAGUCAACCGGGUUGCGAUCGUGCGGUGGCCCAGCAUAUAAGUGGAAGUGGGAGUUUUUUUAGAGGGAUUCGAAAGUUUUUGGGCUGCAAUCACAUCAGAAGUUACAAUUACUUUAUAGAAAGUAUCAACUCGAAAUGUCCCUUCACGAGUAUCGCCUGCAAUUCUUACGAGGAUUUAAAAAGCGGCACCUGUUUCGAGUGCGGCAAAAACGGGCAGCAUUGCCUCAAGUUCGGCUACCACGGGCGAGAGCUGUACGACCAUUUAAUUAAAACCAAAGAGAUUAGCCCUCACAAAAAUUUGGUUCAGUACCUGAUAACGGGCAGCGAUGAGCCUUUCUGCCGUAAGUACCACCGUAGCUGCUACAGUCGCUUACGGAAAAUUUUAGGGGCCCACUAUCGAAUUACUGUCGACAUUUCCAAUUCGACGGAGAGUAAGCGACACGGAGGGGAAGUCGGACAAUUCGUAUUCAAAAUUCACAGUACACGCGACGGAAAGGGUCCACAUUCCGGAGAGGUCAUUCUAAAUGAGGGCGGUUAUCACGGACCUGACCUACAGUAUCGGGCCGUUGUGUCCGGCCAUUUGGUUUCACAUUUGAAAACGGUGGAUAUCGAGUGGCGGUACCGUAGCAGCGUUAUAAACCCGCUGACGUGGCGCUUGAUGAGAAGUCCCCGAAUUUACGUGGCCAAAGUUCAGAUUGAGGCAAUGGAGACUAGGCAAAGCAUUACAGUUUGUCCGAAGAAUGAGGAAAUUUUAUCAGAGGCAUUGCCACAAAAAAUGAUGUCAUCGUACUGCCCCUAAUCGAAAUUCUGUAUGUGGUUGUUGCACUUAUUAAGUUAGCCACAAGCGCGGAUUUACAGAGGGCAGGGGGACGGGGAUAGAAUGGGGGUAAUUACCCUACCCAUGAAUUGUGCAGUGUAACAUAUAACAUUUAAGUAUGCAAAACAAUUGAAAUGGUAUAAGACUCCCAAAAUUCGGGUUUCUUUAAUCUACCCCUAGCUAAAUCCGCCCUUGGUUCAAAAAAUUGUGAUAUUAACUGUAGAAAAUUGAAAUAAAUACGAUUUUAAGACUA